This is a messenger RNA of Dovyalis caffra, 924 nucleotides long. The record is from the annotation of a GenBank genome assembly. Lineage: Eukaryota; Viridiplantae; Streptophyta; Magnoliopsida; Malpighiales; Salicaceae.
AUGGAGAGAAUUUUCUUGCAAAAACCAGGAUUUGAUUUCUUUUCAAAAUGUGGUGCCUGUCUCAAUUCUUCAUCCUCUCCAGAUUCUUCUGGUAAAGGAAAAAGUAAAUCUUCCACUAAGAAAUUGUCCCAUGGCUUCCACUUGGUCGAGGGCAAGUCUGGUCAUGACAUGGAAGACUACCAUGUUGCUGAAUACAGGAAAAAGAAGAAUCACGAGCUUGGCUUAUUUGCCAUCUUCGAUGGCCAUCUUGGCGAUCGUGUCCCUACUUAUCUGAAAGACAACCUUUUCAACAACAUACUUGACGAGCCCAAUUUCUGGAAAGAUCCCCCCGCUGCCAUUAAGAAUGCUUAUCGCUCCACCGAUAACCUUAUUUUGGAGAACUCAAUGCAAUUAGGCCCCGGUGGCUCCACCGCUGUCACUGCAAUUGUUAUCGAUGGCAAAGACCUAUGGAUUGCAAAUGUUGGUGACUCUCGAGCUGUUGUUUGUGAAGGAGGCUGUGCCAAUCAGCUUACAGUGGACCAUGAACCACACAUAGAAAGAAAAAGGAUCGAGAAGCAGGGUGGCUUUGUCACAACCCUUCCUGGAGAUGUACCUAGGGUUAAUGGCCAACUUGCAGUUGCACGAGCUUUUGGGGAUCAUAGCCUUAAAGCACAUUUAAGUUCAGAGCCUGAUGUAAGACAUGUGCCUAUAGAACCAACUAUGGACUUUGUUAUCUUAGCAAGUGAUGGAUUGUGGAAGGUCAUGAAGAAUCAGGAGGCAGUCGAUUUAGUGAAAUCAAUUAAAGAUCCUAAAGCAGCAGCAAAGCGCUUGACAUCUGAGGCACUGGCAAGAAAGAGUAAAGAUGAUAUAUCAUGCAUUGGGGUGUCUAUAGAGAUUAUUGAUGGGCGGCGGGGUGCCGUUAAUGGGGUCAGUUCUUUCGCUUGA